UACUUAUACCUCCCUUUCCCCCAUCUUUUCCUUUCCAUUCUUUUCCUUCCAAUUCCGAUUCCGAUUCCAUUUCUUACAAAGCAAUGGACCGGAAAAUCAUUCUCCUAAUCACACUCAUUUGCCUCAUUGUAGCUUCCGUCGGAGGCCAAUCUCCGGCAGCUUCACCAACAUUUCCUCCACCGUCAUCCAUCAUCAUUCCUCCCGCCAGCUCACCUUCCAAAUCCACUCCAUCUCCCGCCAAAUCUCCGAUAUCUUCACCGACACUACCUGCACCGGAAACCGCUCCGAUUUCAGCUCCACCGACGGUUUCCGUACCUCCUCCGGCUGCCGCUCCGAUGAGCUCACCACCUGCUCCAGUUCCGAUCAGCUUUCCGCCGUCGGUAAUUGAAUCUCCACCUGUACCGGAACCAACUCCUGCUCCGGUUGAAGCACCGACUACUGCUGCUGAUGUUCCGGCACCGGCGCCUAGCAAGAAGAAAACGAAGAAGAAACAUGCGGUGUCUUCGCCGGCUCCUUCACCGGAUAUGAUGAUGUCACCACCUGCUCCUCCUAGCGAAGCCCCUCGACCUAGUGACGAGUCUCUAUCUCCUGGUCCUUCUGCCGCCAAUAUUGCUGAUGAGAAUGGAGCAGCAGAGAAAUUAAAGAGCGUACAGAUGGUGGUCGGGAGCUUGAUCUUGUCAUGGGCCGUCUUCAGCUGGCUCUAGGCCCUUUUUAAUUCAUUAUUUUCUCUUCUCCAUUUUAUUUAUUUUAUUUUUAUUUUUAUUUUUUUUAGCUUAAUAUAUAGUAUAUUUGU
This is a messenger RNA of Erigeron canadensis, 793 nucleotides long. RefSeq names its product lysine-rich arabinogalactan protein 18. The record is from RefSeq and is a predicted model, not a curated record. The transcript has 2 exons. Gene Ontology annotation, cellular component: plasma membrane. Lineage: Eukaryota; Viridiplantae; Streptophyta; Magnoliopsida; Asterales; Asteraceae. Bases 84 to 704 code for a protein of 206 amino acids.